Molecule: messenger RNA, 3200 nt
Organism: Schizophyllum commune H4-8
Lineage: Eukaryota; Fungi; Basidiomycota; Agaricomycetes; Agaricales; Schizophyllaceae
Exons: 6
Coding region: 162-3014 (950 amino acids)
Biological process (GO): protein phosphorylation
Molecular function (GO): protein kinase activity
Source: RefSeq, a predicted model, not a curated record
GAACCAUCAACAUCUUCACAGGCCAAACGCGUUUGCCGCCUCCGUCGGGCCAUCGCCACGCGCAAAUUAACUGGCCUUGGACUCCCCCAUAAAUAUCUGCUGGCACCAAGGUUUCCUUUAAGCACAGCCCUCUCCGUGCAAGAUACGACCUAUUCUACGAUAUGGGCAAAGAAAACCUCGAAUGCGAUCGCAAUCGCCUCCUCGCCAGCGCCCGCGACUCGGACAAAGUCCGUACUUGCUCCGUCGAUCUCUUCUGGAAGACGUACGCCAAGUCCUGGAGGCCUUUGACGAGCAGUCAGAUGAACGCUCUCACCGCCGCCCUGGACGAAGAGAACGUAUAUAGGAACAAACGAUGGGUCGCGCUGCCAGACGCGAAGAAAGGCGUCGCGGAGGAUGUGCAUUUCAAGCGCCUCGAGAAGAUCUUCUCUAAAGUCACUGCACUAGCAGAGAAGACACUCUCGGGGCGCUUUGAGCCCGCGAGGCGAACGACCAAGUUUCGAUGCCGCCCACGGCAGACCACGAGCUCCGAGGUCAUGGGCGCGUCGCACAAAGUCGACUCCGUCAACACGCGCAUCGACUCUUCCUAUCCGAAAGGCUCAAGAGGUCUCCUUGGCAGCGCACGCAACGCUAAGAUCAAGAUUCGACGGACUGGCGAACUUGUGUUCACCGCAGACGCCUUGCUAACAGGCGAAUUUAAGCUGUUCGACACGCGGGCAGAUCAAUUCGAUAACGCCAAAAAGACUUUUGGUCAUGCUGGGCAUGCAUUCUAUAACGACGUCGGCCGCAUCGUGGUAUUCGCGUACACGAUCGAAGGCGCUAAAAUGCGCCUCUGGUGUCACACUCGCUCUCACACAGGGAUCUCGGAGGAGUUUGACAUACACACGAACCCUUCCAUGUUCAUCGACUUCAUCCUCUUCAGCACCUACGCCUCUCUUCCCGUUCUUGGUGUCGACACCACUGUUCGCCGCGUCAUCGAUUCGGACAGGAAUAUCCAGUACCAAUUCGACUUUUACGACCGGAAGACGAACGUCCGAACCACGUAUGAGACCACCCGCAGCAUCGACGAAUCCUCCGCCAUGGAGCUCUACUCCCGUUCCAUGCGCGUCUUUGAGGUGCAUCUGGUCCUCGGCGAUCCUUUCGCGAAGAAGCGAGCUUUCGGCAAAGAAACCUUCGUACUGCGCGACUACUAUGUUUUCUCCCAUGUCAAAAGCGAGCGCGAGAUCCAGGGCGGCAUCCAGCAUCAACUCGAGCUCAAGGGCGUCUGGGAGGAGGCCAAGCCUCACUUCAUGCGCAUCCGAGAGGACGGUGCCGUCUGGAUCCCUCGCUCGGAAGGCGCCGUUCGCCAGACUGUACCCGCUCCUCACGAGAAAUCGGAGCCCUACGAAUUCAUCGAUGACGACAAUCCCGCCGGUUCGGGCCCUUCUACGGAGACAAUCCGAACGGGCAGGUCCCACCGUACUGGGCAAAGCUCUCUGGCGUAUCCGAACGCUGUUGAGAAGCCUCUGUCCAAGUUGCACGAGAAGCGACACAUGCGCACUGUCUACGAGCAACUCUGUAUCGACCUCUACAAAGUUAACGACCCAAAGCUCUUCUUCUUCGCCAUGAGUCAAGUUGCCAAGAUCCUGCGUUACAUGAAGCUUGCGGGUUACGUUCACCGGGACGUCAGCCCCGGUAACUUCCUCCUCCACUAUAUCAAGGAGGGCGGUUCUCUCCCUGACCUUGCCACGAUCUCGCAAACCUCUCGGGAAGAUUGGGUGACGAUCAUCUCUGACCUGGAGUACGCGCGGCCUUUCCUAGAGGGCUCUGGACACGACGCGAUCACGGGCACCUCGUUCUACGUCGCUGUCGAAGUGCAGGGUCAGAGGUACAAGUUCGGUCCGAACGACAGGGCUGACGAUGACAAUGAGUCUGACGAAGAGGACUCUGACUGGAAGAACCCUCAUCACUUCUCCUACAACCCAUACCACGACGCCGAGUCGGCUUUGUGGAUGGCCUUGGACUUCGUCUUUCGCAAGAUCCCUUCCCAGAAGCUCGAUCUUGUAACGGGUCGCAAUCGUCGUGCUAUCGAGGUGCUUCGAGAGUACUCUCAGCAGAUGUUUGUGCCCGCCAUGGAAGGUUCUGAGCUGCGCUCGAGCUUCAUCGUGACCGGCCCUCAAGCGAAAAACCUACGCCAGGUCCUGAAAGAAGUCUAUGGCGACAGCUGUCCCAUCAAGAACUUGUCGGGUCUCAUCAAUGGCCUCGCAAAGGCCUACGGAGCUCUGCAAGCCAGUCCAUUCAACCCCUCGAUGCGUCUCGAUAAUGGCCGCAAGGCUUACGAUCCCUCCCUCUUCACCGACAACAUCUACAAGUCCAUGGAAGCCACAUUCCUCAGCAUCAGCGACUACUACGCGGACCCUGCCAACGCUGAUGUCUUCGUAUCAAUAUACGACCCUCCUGCAUCGGAUUCCCAGCCUGCCGCCACUCCUGCUGCCGAGGCAGAGGCAGUCGCACCGCCCCAGGACUGCAUCCACACCGACGACAAUCAUGGCGACGGGUAUCACACUGACGAGGCGGGCGCUGGGAACUACAGCGACGAUGAUGAGGAGGACGAGGGAGAGGACCGGGCCACUGGCAGUGAUCGCGACGCUCAGGCAGUGUCUGAAAGCUCCAGCGAUGACGCUGACGCGACGACCGAUGCUGCUCCCGCGACCGGUGGCGACGCGACAGCCAACAUCGCUCCCACGACCGGCGGUGAGGCCCAGGGUACUGCGACCGUUCCUGGCAGUGGCAGAGCUCUCAGGAGUAAGAGGAAGCGCGACGACGAUCCUUCUCCUGGGCCUCCAGCUCCCGCGCGCGCUGUCAGGCGAUCGCGCACCAAAGGUGUGGAGCCGUCUCGUCGGUCCCGGCGGCUAGCGGAAAGGCAGGAGGAAGUGACGCAGCCCCGGCCUGCUGCAACUGGAGGGCCCGCGCGUCGGCCACGGACGACGCACCCUCCUCCGCCGCCGAAAAGGCAGCGUAGAGUCCGUUCGGGGUAGCCUGGGUGUAGUAACCCUCAGUCGAGAUAGUUUCUACGUGUCUGCUUGCUUUGUAACUUUACAUCUGUUGUCUCUCGCAUUUCGUUGGUGUAAAAGUAUCUUGCUAUCUCACGAUCUGAGCCCGCGUCCGUCUCCCGUCUUAUCCUUGAGUACAAAAAUGCCACAAACUAGUCCACGUAUCCACCC